Acanthopagrus latus (yellowfin seabream) is the source of this 6275-nucleotide messenger RNA. RefSeq names its product NACHT, LRR and PYD domains-containing protein 14-like. Bases 134 to 5587 code for a protein of 1817 amino acids. The record is from RefSeq and is a predicted model, not a curated record. Gene Ontology annotation, molecular function: protein binding. The transcript has 13 exons. Lineage: Eukaryota; Metazoa; Chordata; Actinopteri; Spariformes; Sparidae.
UUGGUACGAGUCGGACCGCGACGAUGUCUGAAAGAAUCAAACUGUCAGUCGUCAGAAAAGGAAAAGGAAGAAGGUUGAGGAGGCAGAACAACAAGAACAAGAUAAUGUGAAGUAAUGCAGUGCUCACCAGGAAAUGACAAGAGGAAGAGCAAGACUGACAGGGAGGAGACAUGAAAGUGAAAGUGUUCAGAGUUCAGACUCCAUUUUGAGUGAACAGAGCAGCAGCAGGAGGAGGAGACGUCUGAGGCAGGUGCAGAAGAUGAGUGAUCGUGUGGAGGAAGAGGAGGACGGAGCAGAGUCUGCAGUCUCCAGCUGUCUGUCUCUGAAGAGUGACCGGUCCAAAGGUUUUCCUCCAGAUUUCAGUAAAGAACCUGGACCCUCAGAUUCACAAAGUCAGUACCACAGAUGGAGAGAAGAGUCUUCAGUCUCCAGCUGUCUGUCUAUGAAGAGUGACUUCAGUACUGAACCAGAACCCUCAGACACACAAGAGAAGAAGAGGAGGCAUGUUUCUGUGGAGGAGCAGCCGUCCUGCUGUUCUUGGUGUCAGGACGUCCUGAAGGAUCCAGUCUCUACCAGCUGUGGACACUGGUUCUGCAGACAGUGCAUCACCUCAUACUGGGACCAGUCUGCUUCAUCAGGAGACUCCACCUGUCCCCAGUGUGGAAAAAGAUCCAGAACAAGAGCUGGACUGCAGACAGUCAGUCAGACUAACACUGCACCAACUGAUAGUGUUCUGCAGGAGGCUUUAGAUGAACAUAAGAUCAGUCUGAGGAGGAGAUGUGAACAUGUGACUGAAGGAAGUGAUGAAACAGGAAGUGAUGAAACAGGAAGUGGAACCCUCCUCAACAGGAUCUACACUGAGCUCUACAUCACAGAGGGACAGAGUGAAGAGGUUAAUACCCAACAUGAGGUGAGACAGCUAGAGACAGCUUCCAAGAUGGAGACCCUCCAUGACACUCCAAUCAGGUGCUGCGACAUCUUUAAAGCCUCACCUGACCAACAGAGACGCAUCAGAGUGGUUCUGACCAACGGCGUCGCUGGAGUUGGAAAAACCUUCUCGGUGCAGAAGUUCACUCUGGACUGGGCAGAGGGCUCCGAAAACCAAGAUGUCAGUCUGCUGGUUCUGCUGUCGUUCAGGGAGCUGAACCUGAUCAGAGAUGAGCAGUACAGUCUUCUCAGGCUGCUCCAUGUUUUCCAUCCAACAUUACAGAAGGUGACAGCAGAGAAGCUCGCUGUCUGUAAACUUCUCUUCAUCUUUGACGGCCUGGAUGAAAGCAGACUUUCACUGGAUUUCAACAACCAUGAGGUCGUGUCUGAUGUCACACAGGAGUCAUCAGUCAGCGUGCUGCUGACAAACCUCAUCCAGGGGAAGCUGCUUCCCUCGGCUCUCGUCUGGAUCACUUCCAGACCUGCAGCAGCCAAUCAGAUCCCUCCUUCAUGUGUCGACAGGGUAACAGAAGUACGAGGCUUCACUGACGUCCAGAAGGAGGAGUACUUCAGGAGGAGGUUCAGAGAUGAAGAUCUGUCCAGCAGAAUCAUCUCACACAUCAAGACCUCCAGGAGCCUCCACAUCAUGUGUCUGAUCCCAGUCUUCUGCUGGAUCACUGCUACAGUUCUGGGCCACAUGUUGACUACAGACCAGAGAGGAGAGCUGCCCAAGACCCUGACUGACAUGUACUCACACUUCCUGCUGGUUCAGACAAAGAGGAAGAAGCAGAAGUACGAUGAGGGACGUGAGAAGAGUCCACAGGAGCUGACGGAGGCUGACAGGGAAGUUCUUCUGAAGCUGGGGAGGCUGGCGUUUGAACAUCUGGAGACAGGAAACAUCAUGUUCUACCAAGAAGACCUGGAGCGCUGUGGUCUUAAUGUCACAGAGGCCUCGGUGUACUCAGGAGUUUGUACAGAGAUCUUCAGAAGAGAGAGUGUGAUCUUCCAGAAAACAGUCUACUGCUUUGUUCAUCUGAGUGUUCAGGAGUUUCUGGCUGCAGUCUACAUGUUCCACUGUCACACCAACAGGAAGACAAAGGUCCUGGAGGCUUUUCUAAAAGACUUCAAACUCAAUGAUCCAACACCAAAAUCUAUUUUUGAAAAGAUUUCUAAGCUUUUUUAUGGCAAUGAGACACGUUAUCCAUCCCUGGAUGACUUCCUGAGGAGCGCCAUGGAGAAAUCCCUUGAAAGUAAAAAUGGCCACCUGGACCUGUUUGUUCGCUUCCUUCAUGGCCUCUCUCUGGAGUCCAACCAGAGACUCUUAGGACGUCUGCUGGGUCGGACAGACAAGAGUCCAGAAAUCAUCCAGAGAGCCAUCAACAACCUGAAGAAGAUGAACAGAGAUGAUGUCUCUCCUGACAGAAGCAUCAACAUCUUCCACUGUCUGAUGGAGAUGAACGACCACUCAGUUCAUCAGGAAAUCCAAGAGUUCCUGAAGUCAGAGAACAGAUCAGAGAAGAAACUCUCUGUGAUCCACUGCUCAGCUCUGGCCUACAUGCUGCAGAUGUCAGAGGAGGUUCUGGAUGAGUUGGACCUGCAGACGUACAAAACAUCAGAGGAGGGACGACUGAGACUGAUUCCAGCUGUGAGGAACUGCAGGAAGGCUGAACUUUCUGACUGUGGACUCUCAGAGACUCACUGUGAAGUUGUGGCCUCAGCUCUGAAGUCCAACCCGUCCCAUCUGAGAUUACUGGACCUGAGUAACAACAGCCUGAAGGAUUCAGGAGUGAAGCUACUGUCUGUUGGACUGGAGAGUCAAAACUGUGCACUAGAGAGUCUGAGAGAGAAGAAGAGGAGGCAUGUUUCUGUGGAGGAGCAGCCGUCCUGCUGUUCUUUGUGUCAGGACGUCCUGAAGGAUCCAGUCUCUACCAGCUGUGGACACUGGUUCUGCAGACAGUGCAUCACCUCAUACUGGGACCAGUCUGCUUCAUCAGGAGACUCCACCUGUCCCCAGUGUGGAGAAAGAUCCAGAACAAGAGCUGGACUGCAGACAGUCAGUCAGACUAACACUGCACCAACUGAUAGUGUUCUGCAGGAGGCUUUAGAUGAACAUAAGAUCAGUCUGAGGAGGAGAUGUGAACAUGUGACUGAAGGAAGUGAAACAGGAAGUGAUGAAACAGGAAGUGGAACCCUCCUCAACAGGAUCUACACUGAGCUCUACAUCACAGAGGGACAGAGUGAAGAGGUUAAUACCCAACAUGAGGUGAGACAGCUAGAGACAGCUUCCAAGAUGGAGACCCUCCAUGACACUCCAAUCAGGUGCUGCGACAUCUUUAAAGCCUCACCUGACCAACAGAGACGCAUCAGAGUGGUUCUGACCAACGGCGUCGCUGGAGUUGGAAAAACCUUCUCGGUGCAGAAGUUCACUCUGGACUGGGCAGAGGGCUCCGAAAACCAAGAUGUCAGUCUGCUGGUUCUGCUGUCGUUCAGGGAGCUGAACCUGAUCAGAGAUGAGCAGUACAGUCUUCUCAGGCUGCUCCAUGUUUUCCAUCCAACAUUACAGAAGGUGACAGCAGAGAAGCUCGCUGUCUGUAAACUUCUCUUCAUCUUUGACGGCCUGGAUGAAAGCAGACUUUCACUGGAUUUCAACAACCAUGAGGUCGUGUCUGAUGUCACACAGGAGUCAUCAGUCAGCGUGCUGCUGACAAACCUCAUCCAGGGGAAGCUGCUUCCCUCGGCUCUCGUCUGGAUCACUUCCCGACCUGCAGCGGCCAAUCGGAUCCCUCCUUCAUGUGUCGACAGGGUAACAGAAGUACGAGGCUUCACUGACGUCCAGAAGGAGGAGUACUUCAGGAGGAGGUUCAGUGAUGAAGAUCUGUCCAGCAGAAUCAUCUCACACAUCAAGACCUCCAGGAGCCUCCACAUCAUGUGUCUGAUCCCAGUCUUCUGCUGGAUCACUGCUACAGUUCUGGACCACAUGUUGACUACAGACCAGAGAGGAGAGCUGCCCAAGACCCUGACUGACAUGUACUCACACUUCCUGCUGGUUCAGACAAAGAGGAAGAAGCAGAAGUACGAUGAGGGACGUAAGAAGAGUCUACAGAAGCUGACGAAGGCUGACAGGGAAGUUCUUCUGAAGCUGGGGAGGCUGGCGUUUGAACAUCUGGAGACAGGAAACAUCAUGUUCUACCAAGAAGACCUGGAGCGCUGUGGUCUUAAUGUCACAGAGGCCUCGGUGUACUCAGGAGUUUGUACAGAGAUCUUCAGAAGAGAGAGUGUGAUCUUCCAGAAAACAGUCUACUGCUUUGUUCAUCUGAGUGUUCAGGAGUUUCUGGCUGCAGUCUACAUGUUCCACUGUUACACCAACAGGAACACAAAGGUCCUGGAAGCUUUUCUAAAAGAGUCAAAACCAAAGUCUGUUUUUGAGAAGAUUUUGAAGUUUUUUGGCAGAGGCACUGAUGGUCAUGAAACCAGUUACUCAUCCCUGGAUGACUUCCUGAGGAGCGCCAUGGAGAAAUCCCUUGAAAGUAAAAAUGGUCACCUGGACCUGUUUGUUCGCUUCCUUCAUGGCCUCUCUCUGGAGUCAAACCAGAGACUCUUAGGAGGUCUGCUGGGUCGGACAGACAACAGUCCAGAACUCAUCCAGAGAGCCAUCAACAACCUGAAGGAGAUGAACAGAGAUGACGUCUCUCCUGACAGAAGCAUCAACAUCUUCCACUGUCUGAUGGAGAUGAACGACCACUCAGUUCAUCAGGAGAUCCAAGAGUUCCUGAAGUCAGAGAACAGAUCAGAGAAGGAACUCUCUGAGAUCCACUGCUCAGCUCUGGCCUACAUGCUGCAGAUGUCAGAGGAGGUUCUGGAUGAGUUGGACCUGAGGAAGUACAACACAUCACAGGAGGGACAACUGAGACUGAUUCCAGCUGUGAGGAACUGCAGGAAGGCUGUACUGUAUAGCUGUGGACUCUCAGAGACUCACUGUGAAGUUUUGGCCUCAGCUCUGAAGUCCAACCCGUCCCAUCUGAGAUUACUGGACCUGAGUAACAACAGCCUGAAGGAUUCAGGAGUGAAGCUACUGUCUGUUGGACUGGAGAGUCAAAACUGUGCGCUAGAGAUUCUGAGAUUGAGUCGCUGCAGUUUGUCAGAGAUCAGCUGUGCUUCUCUGGUCUCAGCUCUGAAGUCCAACCCCUCCCAUCUGAGAGAGCUGGACCUGAGUUACAACUACAGCCUGAAGGAUUCAGAUGUGAAUCAUCUGAGUGAUUUUCUGCAGAGUCCAAACUGCAAACUGGAGACUCUGACAUUGAGUAGCUGCAGUUUGUCAGAGAUCAGCUGUGCUUCUCUGGUCUCAGCUCUGAAGUCCAACCCCUCCCAUCUGAGAGAGCUGGACCUGAGUAACAACUACAAGCUGAAGGAUUCAGAUGUGAAUCAUCUGAGUGAUUUUCUACAGAGUCCAAACUGCAGACUGGAGACUCUGAGAUUGUGGAGCUGCAGUUUGUCAGAGAUCAGCUGUGCUUCUCUGGCCUCAGCUCUGAAGUCCAACCCCUCCCAUCUGAGAGAGCUGGACCUGAGUUACAACAAGCUGCAGGAUUCAGGAGUGAAGCUGCUGUGUGAUUUUCUACAGAGUCCAAACUGCAGACUGGAGACUCUGACGUCAGUUCACUGACUCCGUUACUGCUGUAUUGUUGAAUUAACAUUAGAGUUCAUAUAUAAAAUAAAUUGGAAAAGUUAUAGAUUUUCUUUUGGUUCUUAUUUUCAAUUAUCUUAAACUAAAUUUAGUCUUCAGACUUCUGUUUCUUCAAGAAAUUGUAGAAACUGUUCAAUUAGUUUUUAAAGUGAAUUAAUGUUUGAUUUAAUCUGUUAACAGAAGAUCCUCUGAACUAACAUUUGAUUUAAAUUGAUGAAGUUGAGAAGCUAAAGUAAAAAUACUUUUAUUUCUGUUGAUGUCAGUGUCUUUUCACAAAUAAUAUCUGAUCAUCAAUAUUGAUCCUACAGAACACACAGAUCAAAGCAUAUUCAAAAUGUGUUGAAGAGAAAAUGUUGUGUUUUCUCCACUAAUAACAGACCUGACUGAGAUCAGCAGCUUGUUAUUAAUCUGUGUUGACAUGAACAGCUGUAUGAAUGUUGUGCUGACAUGUGGAUGAUGUCUGUAGAAGGCUGAUGAUGAUCCACAAUAACACAAUGACAAAGUCUCUCUACUCAUUUUAGAGAAAAGCUCAUUGAUGAGGACACAGUAAUGUUGAGGUUUAAAACCUGAACACAUCUGACUGGAUUAUAAAUUGAUUUUUAUCUCCAUCAUUUAUUCUUUAUUCAGAUUGAAGAGCUGCAGUUUGUCAGAGAUCAGCUGUGCUUCU